Tripterygium wilfordii is the source of this 1542-nucleotide messenger RNA. RefSeq names its product putative F-box/LRR-repeat protein At1g56400. The transcript is spliced from 4 exons. The record is from RefSeq and is a predicted model, not a curated record. NCBI's taxonomy places the organism in Eukaryota, Viridiplantae, Streptophyta, Magnoliopsida, Celastrales, Celastraceae. Bases 1 to 1542 code for a protein of 513 amino acids. Gene Ontology annotation, molecular function: protein binding.
AUGGAUCACAUGAGUGCUCUCCCAAUUGAGAUCAUCACCAUAAUAAUAUCAUUUCUUCCAAUCGUCGAUGCCAUUCGACUUUGUUUUCUGAGAAGGGAAUGGUAUUUUAGCAACCUGUGGAUUCACUCCACCAUAUUUGAGCUCAAAGAGAAAAGCUUCAGAAGACCAGAAACGAUAAGGCGAUACCGAGGACGAAGAAGAAGAUCGAUUGCCGUGGAAACGAGACAAAAUGGCAGGAUCAAAUUCUUGCAAGUUUUCAAUAGGGUUUUGUUCUCUCUAGUGUCUCCAGUUAUAUCCAGCUUCAGUUUUCAUCACUUGACCUAUACAACUAGUCACAGGAAUGAGAUUGAUAGGUGGAUCGAAUUCGCCUUAUCGAAGGGUGUCCGAGAUUUAGUCCUGAAUUUUUCUGUUGAUUUCCCCAUCAAUCAGUCCGAGCCUUGGAUAGUGAUCAUCAAAUAUCAUUUGCCUGAUGUAUUGUAUCAAAAUGCGAGUUCCAUUAGAACUCUUAGCAUAAAUUCGUGCAGAGUCGAUGCACGCAGGAUCUCAUCUUUCAAAAACAUUAGGAGCUUGACCUUAACCCGGAUUAAGAUAUCGGUACGAAACAUAGGUCAUAUGGUACCUCAAUGUCCUCUCUUGGAAAAUCUUUGUCUGGUAGAAUGUUUUCAAGAGUGGAAUCUUAAAAUCAAUUCUAUGAGUCUAAAGAGGUUGAUUGUAAGGCAUUCUAAAGGAUUUACUCUAAUGGAAAUUAGACUUCCAAGACUCGAAUAUUUCGAGUACGCCGGAGACCUAAUUAGAUUUGAUCUUGAUCUAUUGUAUGCAUUGGAGGAGGCUGUGAUGGACUUCACUAUGAAAUACAUAUCAGCUUUUGCUUACUGGUAUGAGGAUGCAAGGGAAUAUUUUUCAGGCUUGGCUGCUGUGAGACAACUCAAAAUAUGUACCAAUGCUUUCAAGGAAUCAUUCAAAGGGGUUUUUCAAAUAAAACACUUCGGUCUAAUUUGGCAAACAAUAUUGACAGCAAUAGAUAUGUUAGCAGAUAUAGUAGUAGCAGAAAUUGGAGACAAUAAUGAUGGCAGAUAUGCUAUCUGGAUGAUCUUUCCACAAAAUUACUUGCGCGACGAGCCAUUUCUACGACUGCGAAAUGCUCAGGAAUUGACAUUGACAACCACCAUGGAGCGCUACGAAGUUCUUGGGAUAUUGAGCAUCAUAACAUCUGCUACACAUCUCAGGACCCUCACCUUCAUUGCAGGUCAUAGAAGACCUUUGAAGGAACUGAUGUGUGACUAUUACUCUGAAGAGUUGGAUGAAUUCUUACAUCCAGAUGAAUCUUCAGUCUCUAAUCGUCUUCUAGAGGUCAUAGUUGAGGGAUUUAUGGCAAAGCAGUAUGAGAUGGAGAUACUGAAGUUUCUAGUGGGUAGUGCAACAAUGCUCCGCACUAUCACACUCCUGCCCCGUAUGGGUUAUUCGGAGAGGCGAAUCGCUGCAGCAGCAGCAGACCUCCUUAGUGUGAGGGCUGCUUCAGAUCAUUUACAGAUAAAUUGGUAG